CCUGUGACCACCUCCCUUAACCUCUCUUCACACACCUCCAUUUCAACCAAGCCAUAUAAGUCUUCAAUGGCACCAGAAAGAAAGACAUGCUCAAACACAAUGGAGAUGGAGAUGACUGAAACCGAGGAUGUAAUGGUUGAAAUCCCCGAUAAUCAACUGAUCAAUAGCAACAAUACUGAUGUGAUCGGGGAGUGGGUUGGCUGCAUUAGAGGCAAGGAGACCACCAGAGAUUACAAACGUCAAUGUCACAUCCAAAAAGUACCACCGUUACUCUUAGAAAGUGAGAAAGGUCGUAGAAACCGUGAGUACUACAAGCCUGCAGUGGUUUCACUCGGCCCGUACCACUAUAAACAAACCCGCCUUGCUGAAGCUGAGGAGUACAAACUCAUAACACUAGAAGAGUAUCGUUUGAGCACUGGAGAAACAAUUAGUUCACUAUACGACAAGGUGUCUGAGGUUGUACAUGACGCGAGAAAGUGCUAUAUUGAAGGUUCUACUGAUGCUUACAACGACGAGGAGUUCAAUCUAAUGAUGUUACGCGAUGGUUGUUUUGUUUUGUUCUUUAUUGAAUGCAUAUCUUGCGAAACAACACGUUAAUGCUAUAUAAUGAGUAUUUCGGCGCAUUAGGAUUUGCGAACGUUGCGCGUGAUAUUUUCUUGCUUGAGAACCAGAUCCCAUUUGUAGUACUUGAAGUUUUGUUAAAGUUGAAGUUCCCGGACGAUAAAGGCGAAGAUAUUCUAAACGGUUUCUUUAACUACUUAAACUAUGGCGAGGUGGUCAUUAGGGAUGAAAAGGUGCUCGGAAACAAGCAACCCCUUCAUCUUCUCGAGCUUUACAGGUCGUAUUUCAUCUCACUUUCGGCUUCUCUUGCUCUUGGUUUGCCUAAGACAUCGAUCAUGGGGCGAAGACGGAGUAAAGACAAGGAUGCAGCUGAAGAUUAUAAUUACAUUAAACGAAAUCGGUCGUUUGCUUCAGUAACAGAACUCAAAGCUAAAGGAAUAUUCUUGAAAUGCGCCCACGAUGAGUCUAAGAACGAAGGCAUUAAGUUCGACUCUCGUUUUUGCUACGGCGAGCUUGUGCUUGUGCGUAGAGUGGUGUCCCCAAAUACAAAAGCCAUAUACUUGAACAUGAUCGCGUAUGAGAUGUGUCCGCUUAACCCAAACGACUUUCGUAUAUCGACUUACCUUCGAGUAAUGAAAUCAUUGGUUAUUCAACGCGAUGAUGUGAAGGAGUUGCGGAAUAAUGGUAUAUUGAUUCAUAGUCUUGGUCGCGAUGAAGAUGUGGUGAAGAUGUAUGAUGAGAUUGAAGCACCUGCGGUUAAUCUUUACAUGUUUCAUCAGCUUCGACGAAAGAUCGAGACGCACUGCAAUAGCAUGUAUAAGACAUGGGUGGCGGAGCUGAUUACCGUGUACUUUAGUAGUCCAUGGAAGACAGUGGCUUUGUUGGUGGCUACUGCUAUUCUGUUCACUAGUUUUCUUCAGACUUACUUCACCAUCAGGCCAUUUCCUGAUGACUCCAAUGAGAAUAUUGUGAAGCUUCUUAGACAAUGCAUACACUUUAAGCCCCCACCAACACCUGCAUGAUUUGAAGAACGCUUUUAUUAUAUACACGCUGGCCACUAUAAGCAGCAACCACCUCAAGUCAGCGAUCUAUAUUUAACAGUGCCAGAAUUAAGGAACAACUGUAGUUGGACGUUGAAAUGCUUAGAGAUCUGAAGCAGUUUUCAAAUGAAGUUGAUGGAUUGUUUUAGUUUGGAUUUCUUUGCUGUUAUUAUUAGGGGACUAGGGGUGGUUCACUAGUGAUAGAAUUUAUCACUCACAAGCACCAAUCAAGUUUCGCCAUGUCAUCGACCAUUUUCCCAUCACU
Helianthus annuus (common sunflower) is the source of this 1866-nucleotide messenger RNA. RefSeq lists its product as uncharacterized. The transcript has 2 exons. NCBI's taxonomy places the organism in Eukaryota, Viridiplantae, Streptophyta, Magnoliopsida, Asterales, Asteraceae. Bases 570 to 1583 code for a protein of 337 amino acids. The record is from RefSeq and is a predicted model, not a curated record.